Messenger RNA from Aspergillus nidulans FGSC A4, 2511 nucleotides. RefSeq names its product putative RNA12 protein (gene yme2). The record is from RefSeq and is a predicted model, not a curated record. Gene Ontology annotation, molecular function: RNA binding; nucleic acid binding. Bases 1 to 2505 code for a protein of 834 amino acids. The transcript has 2 exons. Gene Ontology annotation, cellular component: mitochondrial inner membrane. Lineage: Eukaryota; Fungi; Ascomycota; Eurotiomycetes; Eurotiales; Aspergillaceae.
AUGACGCGCGCCCUAUUCUCUGGAAGGGUGUUCCACGGUUACCGGCGUUUGCCAUGCUGGCGGAUCUCUUCUGCUUAUCGGGUCCUGAAUGUUUAUACUGCCCGACAAGCAAGUUCUACCAGUACAAUCGGCUCUGCGAACGUCAGCUCGCUCGAGACGGGACAUAUCACUUUGGAAGAUAAUGAAGGGCUAGUAUUCGUCAACAAUAUUUUCCCACGAAAGCUUCAAUGGCUACUACAAUUGGGCCCUCUCAAUGGCACGCAUUCCUAUGAGAAAGCUUUGAAACGCAUCAACCGUCCGCAACUUGCAGCGUCCGAUCCGCUGCAUAUCAUUCGCCGUGUACUUCCCCAAGACCUGGACAUCGACGUCAAAGACGUCAUCCCCCGCUUCCGUGAAGGCGGUGCCUUUGUGAAGUAUGCUCGCAAAUCAGAAGCAACAGACGCCGAAAUCGAGGCUAGUAUCAAAGAGCAUUUGGAAAAGAAUCCUAUCCGGCCGUGGUUCAACCCCUUCCAACAAGCAACAGUUGCUCACGUCCAAGGCAGGCCGUGGAUCGAAGACCUCUAUCGCAUUCCUAGUCCGCGUAUAAGAGUUGAAUUUCAUCCAGCUACACCUGAGGGGUCAGCGACAGAGUUGACCACAGAAGUCCUCUACUCGGUUUUCCGCAGGUAUGGAAAACUUCGUUAUAUUGAGCAACAGCCGCCGGACUCGAAAGUCACGCCAAGGUAUGCAUUGGUUGAAUUCGCACGCCCUAGCAACGCGGUUACUGCAAAAAACUGCGUCCACGGGUUUACCAUACCUCCUGAAGGAGGAGAAGGCAAGUCCGGCACUCGGGUCAAGAUCAAGUAUGAAAGGAAGAUUAGACUGUCUAUGAUCAAGGACUGGCUCCUGAGCCAUCCCCGUCUAGUGAUUCCUGCCGUUGCCGCUCUCAUUGCCGCUAUCACAGUGACUAUUUUCGACCCGAUACGUACCUUUUUCAUCAAAAUGAAGAUCAAGGCGACGCUGCAGAUAGAAGAGAACAAAUUCCUUCAAUGGGUCCGGUACCAGGUCAGCAAAGCGAAUAUAUACUUCAGACAGAGCAAACCCGAUGUUCGGGGCUUGUCAGCAAUCUGGGAGGAUCGUCAUAACGAUAUUGAACAGCUCAACUCUUGGUUGACAGAAAGUGCGGAAACCUUCAUUGUGAUACACGGCCCGCGUGGCUCAGGCAAGCGCGAAUUAGUUUUGGACCGGACUUUAAAAGACAACAAGUAUAAACUUAUUAUCGACUGUAAACAGAUCCAAGACGCCAAAGGGGACACAGCGAAGAUUGCCCGAGCAGCUAGCCAAGUGGGAUACCGUCCAGUAUUCUCGUGGAUGAACAGUAUCAGCAGCUUUAUCGACCUUGCGGCACAGGGUAUGAUUGGCACGAAGGCAGGAUUCUCCGAGACCCUGGAUGCCCAGCUCAGCAACAUCUGGCAAAACACUGCGGUAGCUCUCAAGAGCAUCACAUUGGAGCACCGAAAGAAGACAGAUCCGGAUGCGCAACUUUCCGAUGAGGAAUACCUUGAGGCUCACCCCGAAGUACGGCCAGUAGUAGUCAUUGAUAACUACCUUCACAAUAACCCGGAGGCUACCAGUGUAGUUUAUGACAAGAUCACAGAGUGGGCUGCGGGUCUGGCAACCGGAAAUAUUGCACAUGUCAUAUUUUUGACAACUGAUGUGUCCUUCGCGAAACCUCUAAGCAAAGCCCUCCCGAACACGGUCUUUCGAACAAUUUCACUAGGCGAUUGCUCUCUUGAGGUCGGCCGAAAAUUCGUGCUCAAUCAUCUGGAACAUGAAGCAAGGAACAAGAACAAAGAUACCCGGCACGAAGAGGACCUGGCAGAACUUGAUAGCUGCAUUGGCGUGCUAGGAGGGCGUCUUACGGAUCUCGAGUUCAUGGCGCAUCGUAUCGAGGCUGGAGAAACGCCCCGAGGAGCCGUCACCCGCAUCGUGGAACAAUCAGCCUCCGAGAUUUUGAAGAUGUUCAUUUUGAAUCCUGAGUCCGAAUCACAGAAGUGGACUCACCAACAGGCCUGGCAUUUGAUCAAAACCCUCGCACGCUCGAAGGACGGCAGCGUACCCUACAAUCAUGUCAUUCAAUCUGACUUGUUCAAAUCAAACAGUCAAGCUCUCCGUGAGCUCGAACAGGCGGAGCUGAUAUCAAUCGUCACCGUCAAUGGCUCGCCUGAGAGGGUGAGGGCUGGCAGGCCGGUUUAUCAGGCUGUGUUCAAGCGAUUGACUGAAAACAAGGCCUUGAGCAGCCGCUUGGAUAUGGAGGUCUUGUCACAGCUCAUCAGUAAAGAGAACAAGAGCAUUGGAAAGUACGAAGAGGAGCUCCUCUUGCUAGGGAAGCUGCCAAAGCAGCCUCGAGAACUCACAGGGAGAAUCCAAUGGUUGCUGCAGAAGGUGUACAACUCGCAGAACAAGAUUGCAAAGUAUGAAGCUGAAAGUGCAGCACUCCAAAAGAUGCUGCAAAGUGAGCAUUAGUUAUCA